Solea senegalensis (Senegalese sole) is the source of this 1858-nucleotide messenger RNA. It is a transcript of the gene entpd6, whose product is annotated as ectonucleoside triphosphate diphosphohydrolase 6. The transcript has 14 exons. The record is from RefSeq and is a predicted model, not a curated record. Gene Ontology annotation, biological process: nucleoside diphosphate catabolic process. The coding region runs from base 184 to 1467 and encodes 427 amino acids. Gene Ontology annotation, molecular function: GDP phosphatase activity; UDP phosphatase activity. Gene Ontology annotation, cellular component: Golgi apparatus; membrane. NCBI's taxonomy places the organism in Eukaryota, Metazoa, Chordata, Actinopteri, Pleuronectiformes, Soleidae.
GUCCGGCCACGUCGACCGGAACCUGAGGCGGACGCUGUGACGCCAUCAGCGCGCGGCGUGUGUUUACAGUUCAGCUGUUGUCAGUCUGGACGUGAAGAAAGUUUUAAAUUAACGGAGUCACCGACGGUUUUUACACGACUCUUGUCUCCUGUAUCCUCAGGCUUCCACACAUGAUGAGUUGUGAUGAAGAAACCAAAGCUGGCUGUGGUCUUCCUCGUAGUGAGUUGUGUCCUCGUCUACCUCAUGUACGUCAAUCGUCACUACGGCCUGUCAAAGCUGGCCAUCCCCCGUCUACGUCCUCACGUCUCUGAUGCUGGGUGGAGCUUCCAGUAUGGCGUCAUGUUUGACGCCGGGAGCACUGGGACAAGAAUCCACAUCUUCAAGUUCCAGGUUGAUGACAGAGAAACUCCCAAACUGUCUCAUGAGACAUUCAAGGCCAUCAAACCUGGACUGUCUGCAUAUGCUGAUGAUCCAGAGAAGUGCACGUCGGGGAUUGAGGAGCUGCUGGAAGUGGCCAGGUCCAGCAUCCCACCCUCUGUUUGGAAUGUGACCCCGGUGGUCCUGAAGGCCACGGCCGGGCUCCGCCUCCUUCCCGGAGACAAGGCCAAGCAGCUACUGGACAAGGUGAGGGUGCUUUUUCACCAGUCACCGUUUGUAUCCAGAGACGACGGCGUGUCCAUCAUGGACGGCACUGACGAAGGGAUUUCUGCGUGGAUCACCAUCAACUUCCUCACAGGUGGUCUUCACAGUGCUCACUCGCCCACAGUGGGGAUGUUGGAUUUGGGCGGUGGCUCAACUCAGAUCACCUUCAGCCCUCAGGAUGAGAAAACCAUCCAGACCUCGCCGAUCGACUACAUCAGGUCCUUCCAGAUGUUCAACAGAACACACACCGUCUACACUCACAGUUAUCUGGGUCUGGGUCUGAUGUCAGCUCGAUUUGCCAUCUUAGGAGGUGUCGACGGUUCACCAUUAGGGGGCAGCACUGAGCUGGUCAGCCCCUGCCUGGCUCCAGAGUACUCGGGCAGUUGGGAACACGCUGACGUCGUCUACACUGUGAAAGGACAAAAGGAAGGGGAGCAGGUUUACGAGGCGUGCCUCAACAAAGUGGAGAAGGUCGUUUACAAGAAGGUGAUGAAGGCGUCAGAGGCUGCGGACAUGGACUUCUACGCUUUCUCCUACUACUACGACCGCGCUGUGGACCUGCACAUGAUCGAUGAAAAAAAAGGUGGAGUCAUCAAAGUGAGCGAUUACAUCGAUGCAGCUAAAUCAGUGUGCAGCGCUGAGUCCGUCAGUCCACAGCAGGACCCGUUCUUGUGUCUGGACCUGGUCUACAUCACAGUCCUGCUGCAGGAGCUCGGGUUCCCUCCACACAAACAACUGAAGUUGGCCAGGACCAUUAACAGUGUAGAGACCAGUUGGGCUCUCGGGGCCACGUUUCACUACAUCGACUCUCUGAAGAGAAACUGAUGACAUCACACUGAGCCACCAUAAGCGGGCGGAGCCAACAGUACGGCAGAUCUGCUGUUUCUGUGAUGUCAUGGAAACCAGAUGAUUGGUGAUCACUCCUUGUUUUGAAAUGUUGAAGUAAUAAUCAAAGACUUUCUGUCCACGCGGGGGCACUGCUGAUCAUGUGACUGUCACAUGUCAAACAUGAAGUUUAAAAGAAAUAUGUGAUUGUUUACAUUUUACCUGAUUAAAGGGGGUUUGUUGCGGGACUUAUAUGUAAAUAUCUUACACGACUGUGACCUUUGACCUUGUUCUUGAAUCGGAUUGUUGGGUUUGUGUCGACAGCGACUGUGAUUGUUUAUUUUAGUGCCAAACCUCAGUGAUUUGCUUAAUAAAACAUGAUUUACACUCA